Molecule: messenger RNA, 4356 nt
Organism: Fusarium subglutinans
Lineage: Eukaryota; Fungi; Ascomycota; Sordariomycetes; Hypocreales; Nectriaceae
Product: multidrug resistance
Exons: 9
Coding region: 1-4356 (1451 amino acids)
Biological process (GO): transmembrane transport
Cellular component (GO): membrane
Molecular function (GO): ABC-type transporter activity; ATP hydrolysis activity; ATP binding
Source: RefSeq, a predicted model, not a curated record
AUGGUCUCGCUGUCAUGCGACGACUCUUUUGGUCCAUAUGCUGGUGGUUGUAGAGGCGGCUUCGACUUUACACUGCUCUUUGAAGAAUCAAUUCUCACUAUACCUAUCACUGCUCUGGUGCUUCUCGCUGCCCCAUGUCGAGUCCUGUACCUUCUGCACAAGAAUAGGGUCAAGUUGAUGUGCUCACGUCGUGUCUCGGGUACUGACAGCCUCACGACAUUGUGUCUCGGUCUCUUAGCAGCGCAGAUCAGCUUUCUCAUCUCGUGGACUCGCUCUUCCGCAAUUACGACCAGAGCCUCUCUUGCCACUGCUGCCUUGUCUUUUGUGGCAUCAAUUGGCAUCUUAUGUCUAUCCUACGUUGAGCACGUCUAUUCGUAUCGACCGUCAACGGUGCUUAUCCUCUUCCUACUCUUCACUGCUCUUUUCGAUGCUGCUCGAACACGAACACUAUGGCUCCAAGGCUACAAUCGGCCGGCGGCAAUCACUGCCCUCAUCGCGACCGUGAUAAAGAUUAUCAUGCUCGCUGUCGAGGCAAUCGAGAAGCGUCGUUUCUUGCGGCCCCAGUACCGUGCUUUGCCCCCUGAAGUCACUGGUAGUGUCUUGUCGCACUGGUUCUUCUCUUGGCAAAUACCGCUGUUUCGCGCUGGCUAUUCUAAGCACCUGGAGAUUGAGGCGUUGUUUCCUCUCGAAAAACACUUCAAGUCUUCAUAUCUCCAGGAGCUUUUGGAAACAGCGUGGGCCAAAGCAUCUAGAAAAGGCAGCCAUGCUCUGAUGCUGACGGUCCUGAGGACCUUGAAGUGGCCUACACUGUCCAUCAUCUUUCCACGUCUCUGCUUCAUCGGCUUUACCUUUUGCCAGCCAUUCCUCAUCUCAGCAACCCUCGAAUGGGCAGAGAGAGACAGUGACUCUGACGAUAUGAACCAAGGAUAUGGCCUCAUAGGCGCAUGGUUUCUUGUAUUCAUGGGUCUAGCAGUCACGAGUGGCCAGUACCAACACCUCACGUAUCGCGCCAUCACCAUGGCACGCGGUCAACUCGUCUCGAUCUUGUUUGACAAGGCCACGGAUAUCAGUAUUGCCGCUGCUGACCCCAGCGCAGCACUGACUCUGAUGAGUGCCGACAUUGAGAGGAUCGAUACGGGUUGGCGCACUGCCCAUGACGUUUGGGCCAAUUUGGUUGAGAUUGUUAUUGCGGUCUACCUGUUGGGACGCCAGCUCGGCAUUGCGUGUCUGAUUCCCGUCGGAGCAGCAAUCUUCUCCAUCAUCGGGUCUGUUAUCGCGGUCAGUUUUGUCAUGGCUCGUCAAGCCGCAUGGCUAGAGGCCAUCGAGAAGAGAAUAUCUGUUACGUCGCAGAUGCUAGGCAGCAUCAAGGGCGUCAAGAUGUGUGGACUGACCGACGUGCUCAGCACUCGUAUCCACGCUCUGCGAAAUGACGAGUUGCGCAUUUCCGGCAAAUUUCGUAGGUUGUUGAUCUGGAAUAUGGUCCUAGCAUACCUCGCUCCUAUUUUUGCCCCAAUCCUCACAUUCGCAACGUACAGUCUUGUCGCCCAGUCACGGGGAGGAGACAACAACCUGGACAUAAACCGCAUAUUUACAUCUCUAUCACUGUUUGCACUGCUGAACGAGCCUAUUUCCUCGUUUGUUACUUCAUUGUCCUCUCUGAUGGGGUCCGUCGGGAGCUUUGCGCGCAUACAGGCUUUCCUCAACACAGACGUUCGCGUCGACAGCAGAAUCAUCUCAUAUGAUGACAAGAGCGAAGGGUCAUCUAGCCCAGUUUCUCUACGCAGCGAGAAGGAGAAGGACUCGGGAUUGUCCGAGAAAGAGCCUAACACUAUCCAAAGAGGCCCGUUACUUGUCGAUUCUCUGGACGGCAACUGUAUCGUUGUCAAGACAUGCGCCUUUGGAUAUGACUCUACGCAGAAACCCAUCCUCAGUGAUGUCACCGCUCAUGUUCCGCUGGGCAAUCUUACCCUCGUCGUGGGGCUAGUGGGCAGUGGCAAGUCAACUCUCCUCAGAGCAUUUCUCGGAGAAGUGGCAGUCAUAGCCGGAUCUAUUCAAGUGAUGAAUUCGGAAAUCGCCUACUGCGAUCAAACUCCCUGGCACAUGAACGGCACUGUACGAGAUAGCAUCAUCGGCUUCUCCCACGUCGACGAACGUUGGUACCAAACGGUCCUACACGCUUGUUCUCUGACGGAAGAUCUCGCUCAACUUCCCAAGGGCGAUCUCAGUAGGAUCGGGAGCAAGGGGAUCGUCCUCAGCGGAGGUCAGAGCCAACGAGUCAGCCUAGCGAGAGCUGUCUACGCACAAAAGAAGAUUGUCAUCCUUGAUGAUGUCUUCAGCGGGUUGGAUAUGCACACUGAGAACGCUGUCUUCCAUAGCCUACUCGGCACUAAUGGCCUCCUGCGACAGUCGAAUACAACCGUCAUCUUGGCGACUUCUCGUGCAAAUCGACUUUCCUACGCAGACCACAUCAUCAGCCUCGAUGGUACUGGUAUAGGCUGUGUAGAGGGAAGUUUUGACAAGUUGACCAAAGCGGACAACUACGUUUCCCGCUUGGCUGUAGCGUCUGCGAACUGGACAUAUUGCCAAGCGACUUCUGUCUCUUCUUCUGCAGAACCAUCAGCUGACACGUUGCUGGAUGCAGAGGUACUCCUCUCGGAGGAAGCCAAGGAUGACGCUGGUCGUCGCACUGGCGACAUGGCGAUAUACCUAUACUACAUCCGCGCUAUCGGCUGGGUUCCCAGUUUGAUCUUCGUCUUUGCCAUCUGCGCCUUUAUAGUCUGCCAAUCCUUCCCUACUAUCUGGCUCAACUGGUGGGCAGUCGCCAAUGCUAAAGACCCUUUUGCACGCCUGGGUUAUUAUCUAGGCAUCUACGCGAUGCUAGGUGGGCUCGCGAUUAUCUUCCUAGUCCUCAGCACCUGGCAGAUGAUUGUCACCAUGGUACCGCUGUCAGGCAAUAGCUUCCACCAGAGUCUUCUCAAGACGGUACUCAACGCACCCAUGUCCUUCUUUGCUACUACGGAUGCUGGCGUCACUAUCAAUCGCUUCAGCCAGGAUCUUCAGCUGGUCGACAUGGACCUGCCGCUGUCAGCGCUGAACACCUUUGCCACGUUUGUGUUGUGCAUCGCUGAGAUGGUUCUGAUCUCUGUAGGUUCGUACUACACAGCCAUCGCGUUUCCCUUUCUGUUCGUCGCGUUGUGGGUGGUUCAGCAUACAUAUCUUCGAACAUCUCGGCAGCUUAGAUUCAUGGAUCUUGAGGCAAAGAGCCCGCUGUAUGCGCUUUUCACGGAAUCUGUCGCUGGACUGGCGACACUGCGUGCAUUUGGCUGGCGUGACGCACUGGAAAAGAAACAUCAUGAUCUUCUAGAUCGGUCUCAGCGGCCGUUCUAUCUUCUCUACGCGGCUCAGAGAUGGCUGACUCUUGUCCUCGACUUGUUUGUUACAGUCAUUGCUGUACUAGUCGUCGUCCUUGUCACACAGUUGAGAGGUGUACUCCCAACUGGGUUGAUCGGCGUGGCCCUUGUCAACAUCAUCCAGUUCAGUCAGCACCUAAAGCUACUGAUGACAUUCUGGACAACCUUGGAGACACACAUUGGUGCCAUCUCUAGGAUCAAAUCAUUCACGUCUGAUACUGCUUCAGAGCACGAGCCACAGGAAACAGACCAGCCACCGUCUAUAUGGCCGUCCAAGGGCCAGAUUGUUUUCGACAAUGUUUCUGCCGGGUAUAGCGGCAAGAGUUCCAUGGUGUCUUGUCUUUUCCGUAUGGUGGACCUCCACCAUGGUAAAAUCCUCGUAGACGGGCUCGACAUUAGCACGCUUCCCCGCCAAGAAGUUCGCACUCGACUAGUUGGCGUGCCUCAAGAUGCAUUCCUCAUCGAAGGAAGUAGCGUGAGGCUGAACGCGGACCCUGCUCAAGCGCUCUCAGAUGCGGCCAUUGAAGACGCCAUGAGGGCCGUUGAGCUCUGGGACAUUGUAGCUGAGAAAGGAGGCCUUGAUGCGCCCAUUGAAGCGCUUCACCUUUCCCAUGGCCAGAAGCAGCUCUUCUGUAUCGCACGCGCUCUCCUACGCCCUUCGCCCAUUGUAGUUCUGGAUGAAGCUACCAGCAGCGUUGACUCGCAUGUUGAUGAGCUUGUGCAGCGCGUUAUACGUGAGAGGUUUGAGAAUCGCACAGUGAUUGCGAUCGUGCACAAGCUCCAGUCAGCCCUCGAGGACUUUGACAUGAUAGCCGUGCUUGAUAAAGGUGAACUACUAGAGUUUGGACCUCCGCGACAGCUUCUGGACAAGGGGCCUGCAAAUUCUGCAUUUGCUGCUCUGUAUGCGAGCCUAAGCACGGGAGACGAGGAAACACCACAGGCAUGA